Messenger RNA from Brassicogethes aeneus, 1091 nucleotides. NCBI's taxonomy places the organism in Eukaryota, Metazoa, Arthropoda, Insecta, Coleoptera, Nitidulidae. The record is from the annotation of a GenBank genome assembly.
CCGACAGUCAGCUGUUAUGGGUGGGCUAACGAACUGAGUUUUUGUUUAUCUAUUUUCUGGUAUGCUACAAAGCAUUGCUCAAGACAUCCUAAGCUACACCAGAAUAUUUUUCAACAAAAACAACGAACUAAAAAGUAUAAAAUGGAUGAACCGAAAAGCUCUACCAAACGAGGCCUAUUGCCCCACCCCCAUAGAACACAUAGCAAAUAUAAUAACCCAUGGUAUAUGGGUAAUGCCCAGCAUUAUGGCAACGAUGCAUAUGCUCGAUAGAGCCCAUACAACACCUCAAUACGUAUCAGCCCUUGUCUAUGGUGCUACAUUAAUAUUUUUAUUUAGUGUUUCCACGUCUUUUCAUUGCGUUUUUUAUUGCAACAAACAUAGGAACCUCAAAGACGUUUUACACAGGUGCGACAGAGGAAUGAUAUAUAUUUUCAUAGCAGGUUCAUAUUUUCCAUGGUUAACUAUUGAACAACUCCCCAACGAAGGUUGGGCCUCUUCCAUGAAUUGGAUUGUAUGGGUCAUGGCCUUUUUAGGAAUUGUUUAUCAACAAACUUUCCACGAAAAAUACAAAACUUUGGAAACCUUAUUUUAUUUGUUUAUGGGAAUUGGGCCUUCUUUAACGAUUUUGACUGAGCAUUUAAUCUCUGGGAUAACGGAAUUGAGUAUAGGAGGUCUUCUGUACGUUUUAGGCGUAAUAUUUUUUAAAUGUGACGGUGUUUUUCCGUUUGCUCACGCCGUUUGGCAUUUGUUUGUUGUAAUGGCCGCGGCAGUUCAUUACUACGCGGUUUUAAAAUAUUUAUAUUGACAUUUUGUGAUUUUUUUUUACUUUUUUUUUAAAUUAAUUAAAUUUUAGUCUUCCUUUAUUUUUUUAAUGGAAUCAAAGUACAAGUAAUUAUUAAUACAUACUUAAAAAAUUGACGUGACCAAAGUAAUAGUGUCUUACCACAUAGGAAAAUAGCAGUAUUAAAUGUGAUUUGGUUGCCAAAAGUUUGUAAAAUUGUGUAAAUUAUCAGCUUCCAUAUACAGAAAUGUAAAAUAGUUGUAUAAACCUGUAAAAAAUAUUUUUUGUAAAUAAAGAACAGUACAAUAAC